Molecule: messenger RNA, 5213 nt
Organism: Gadus chalcogrammus (walleye pollock)
Lineage: Eukaryota; Metazoa; Chordata; Actinopteri; Gadiformes; Gadidae
Gene: tead1b
Product: TEA domain family member 1b
Exons: 13
Coding region: 636-1925 (429 amino acids)
Biological process (GO): regulation of transcription by RNA polymerase II; embryonic organ development; hippo signaling
Cellular component (GO): transcription regulator complex
Molecular function (GO): RNA polymerase II cis-regulatory region sequence-specific DNA binding; DNA-binding transcription factor activity, RNA polymerase II-specific
Source: RefSeq, a predicted model, not a curated record
UUCAACGUAGUUAAUGAUAUGCAAACAGAUCGCAGACUUCUUCUCGUAGUGGGUUUACAUCAUGCGCUUGAAAUAUUUCUUCAUUAUGUCUUUAUUAAAAUAGCGACGUAGCGAUUCUAAUCAGUUCGUCCCAUAUUGUUUAAAGAAUUUCCAUCGAUGAGAUGGCCGAUUUUCCUCGGUGUUGCAACAGGGUGCUCACUUUGUCCGCUCAGUGUUGUGGGAGACUGCACUGACAUGGCACCAAAAUCUUUGACAUUUUUUAAAUUUUUUGGGAAGAAGCGUGACCACACCGCCCUAUACCUUACGCGUAUAAUACACAGAGGUGGCGUGACAGAACAUCGGAGAGUCUCAGAAACAAAUCCGAUUUUUCAGAAUCAAACGAUAAGUAGCGCUUGCAUGAGUUUUUGGACAAGAUGACGGAUAAAAACGGAGGUGUUUUCCUCUCCAUAGUUGGAUCCGCCGCCGGGAGUUGGAGAUUUCAUCGGAGAAUUUUCGGGAAACUACCAAACCGCGUUGCAAGACUUGUUGCUUCGACACAUCUGGCUGUGCAUUUUUCUGAUCGCCAUCGAAGUUUGUGGCUCGCCCUAGUCUGGUCCAGGCCUCGGCCCGCACAGUCCUGACCCCUUAGCGCCACCAUGGACCCCGGCAGCUGGAGUGGCAGCGAGAGCCCCGCGGAGGACAUGGACAGGCUGAGCGACUCGGCCGAUAAGCCCCUGGACCACGACGCGGAGGGCGUGUGGAGCCCCGACAUAGAGCAGAGCUUCCAGGAGGCGCUGGCCAUCUACCCACCGUGUGGCCGCCGGAAGAUCAUCCUGUCUGAUGAGGGCAAGAUGUACGGUCGUAACGAACUCAUUGCGAGAUACAUCAAGUUACGGACGGGAAAGACGAGGACUCGGAAACAGGUGUCUAGUCACAUACAGGUCUUAGCGAGAAAGAAAGUUCGAGAAAUCCAAGCUGCCAUUAAGGUCACAAGCAUGGACCAGACCGUGAAGGACAAAGCCCUCCAGAGCAUGGCGGCCAUGUCCUCAGCGCAGAUUGUUUCUGCCACCGCUAUUCACAACAAGCUGGGGCUGCCGGGCAUCCCACGCCCAUCGUUCCCCGGAGCAGGGUUUUGGCAGGGAAUGAUCACCACCGGUCAGUCAGGAUCCACACAAGAUAUUAAACCCUUUUCCCAGCAAGGAUAUCCAAUCCAGCCAGCAGUCACAACAACCAUUUCAAGUUAUGAGCCUUCAGCAGCCCAAGCCCCCACAGUCCCGGCUUGGCAGGGUCGCUCCAUCGGAACGUCUAAACUUCGGCUGGUAGAAUUCUCUGCCUUCCUGGAGCAACAAAGAGACCAAGACUCCUACAACAAACACCUGUUUGUACAUAUCGGGCAUACCAACCAUUCCUAUAGUGAUGCCCUGCUGGAGUCUGUAGACGUUCAUCAGAUUUAUGACAAAUUCCCUGAAAAGAAAGGAGGCCUGAAGGACCUCUUUGGGAAAGGUCCCCAGAAUUCAUUUUUUCUCAUAAAAUUUUGGGCUGACUUGAACUGCAACAUUCAGGAAGACACAGGAGCAUUUUAUGGAGUGUCGAGCCAGUAUGAAAGCUCAGAAAACAUGACCAUUACCUGCUCAACAAAGGUGUGCUCUUUCGGCAAGCAGGUGGUGGAAAAAGUGGAGACUGAAUACGCUCGGUUUGAAAACGGACGUUUCGUCUACAGAAUAAGCCGGUCUCCCAUGUGCGAAUACAUGAUCAACUUCAUCCACAAGCUCAAACACCUGCCGGAGAAAUACAUGAUGAACAGCGUGUUGGAGAACUUCACCAUCUUAUUGGUGGUGACCAACAGAGACACUCAGGAGACUCUGCUGUGUAUGGCGUGUGUGUUUGAGGUGUCAAACAGCGAGCACGGUGCUCAGCAUCACAUCUACAGACUGGUGAAGGAAUAACGGUCCGUCAAGCCCUUCCUGACAUUUUUGUUCCCCACAGAUUGAUCCAACCUCAAGACAAAGUGGCAGUGCCUCUACAUACCUAUUCUACGUUUUAGCGUUGGGUGAAACGAGUGGUCACAAAUUCUUUUUGAUUUUGUUUUUAUUGUAUGUGUUUUGUAAUUUUGACUGCAGCUGUGAAAUGCGGUACAGAUUCAUGUUUUAGUCUAUCCCUGUUUGAUAUACAUGUGGUGGUAUAUAUAUAUAUAUAUAUAUAUAUAUAUAUAUAUAUAUAUAACAGAUUUUCUGGUUGAGAUUCAUUUGAUGAACAGAAAUAUAUGUUGUCUUCUGCUUUAUACACGCAAAGGAAAGAAAAAAGGUCCAGGUCUUUCCCCUCAACCUCCCCCCCCCCAUGGGAUGACAGGGUCUAUUUAAUAUGAAUGAGUGUGUUUUUGUACGUGUGUCAUUGAUAAAUUGGAAUCCCAUGUUCUGUAGAUAAAACACAAACACCCACAGCUAAUAGAAGUUCCAAAGAAGCAAAUAUUUUACAAAAUAAGGCUAAAUCUAUUUAACUUCAAGAUAAAUAUUGGUAGGCGUGGUCACUGCAAAAACGAUUAGCUAAACUGUUUUCCAACUUCCAAGAGCAUAUGUGACCCUCCUGAAGCACUCCAAGUCUUACACAUCAACCAUGGAAAGAAUGCACUGUGAACAUGUCAACUUGAGGUUUAACAUCGACACCUUAUUCUUAAAUGGUGGGCUAUUGCAUCCUAAGAAACUACUUAUUUUUCUCGACACAUACAUCUUUCUUUUUUUAGAAGAGAAGGGUGAUAAGGUUCCAGAUAUUAAAAAAGCACUAUUUAAAUUACUCCAAUUGGUCAGCUUGUCCGAAGCACUUUGCUGCCUAUUUUGGCAACGCCAUAGAGAUGCCAACGUUUUUUUUUUGUAUUAUGAUCUUCUUUUUAGCAAUGUGUUUUUUUAGGAACAAUACAAACAUUGGACAGUAGAUCACUUCUAGACGGAUUUGUUUCUUCUUCUCUCGGAUAUUGCAGUUUCAUUUGUGUUAGAGCCAGAGUGUUGCUGCCUUUAUUGUUCACACUAGUCCAUGUUUCUGUGGCCUACACCAAUCCUGAGCCUUAAACAUGUCAUAACCGUGUGAACUCCAAAAGAUGCCACUAAAGCUGUGAUCUCUUUUCUGAAAGACUCUUAAUGUGUUUGCGUUGUGUAACCAAUUCACAAUACAAUCUGCCAAAGUGUAAGUGGACAGUGCCUUAGACGAGUAUAUUCUGAUCUUUCCUGUACUAUGUUUUCAAAUCUUUAAUCAGUCAGUAUGGAAGAGAUAGAAAAUAUCUUUGAGCAGCAUCUUCUUUGAGUUGGACAAGGUUCUGUUAAGGAACUCACUCUUAGUGUUUUUGAGAAUGUGGCACGUCUGUUUAAUUAUCCCACGUCAAGAGAUUGUCUAUGUUACAUUUGUAAUCGGUUUAACCUACAACUUUUCUAAAGAGUGUACUAUAUACAUGAACAGACUUUGCCUUUCCUGAUGUAUAGACCAAAAAUACAGAGAGAUGUCUGUCAUCAAGUCCUGCACGGUAGCAAGGAAGUGCCUUUGCGUUCAAUUUUCCAGCAUCUGAAAAUAAAGUGAAGUUAUCAAGGACGUUGCUAGACCAAAAAAUAAGACACACGUGAAACCAAUCACCACAUUGCCUUUUUUAAGGUCUGUAACGAUUAAGGGUUAAGGUUAAAAUAAAGAUUGUAUAGAUGCUUAUAACACCGUUGAGCUGGCAAUCGAUUGCUUGCUCAGAACUGAUCAAUUUUAAAGAAAAACACAAAAUAUUGCUUUUUUUUCUCAAGGUGAAGUCUGCACAUUAGAUGUAACUCUGUUCUCGAUUACUGUUUCAAAAUGGUUAGAUGUAUUCAUGGGAACAGUUUUUUUGGUGUUUGCACAAGGAAAAGCUUCAUUACAUUGGUAACGAUUAUUGUAUUUAUAAAGGAAUUGGCCAUUAUAUGCUGAUGUGAACUAGUACUACACAAAAUGACCAGUAUGUGUAACUGAUCUGGGUAAUUGAUGGCAUCCUUGUGUGAAUUACAAAGCGAUCAUUAAAUCCACAAAAUAUAAAAGUGAAUGACUGAGUCAUCAAUACAUAUGAAAUGUUUUAGACCAAAAGAUUAUAACCUUUUCAUAAUUCAAUAUAUAUCAUAACACCUGUGAACACAAUUAUAUCAUCAAAUUGUUUCCAAAACCAUGUUGAAAGAAACGUUUAUUUUUUGAAGUAAUUCAUUUUAAGAGUUAAAAGCAGCUUCAGUUUUAUACUUUCAUCUCUGCUCUUCUGUACGAGGCCAUUACGGCUAAUAUUUUCACUGUAAAUGCUACUCAAGCAUAUAUUUUGCUUUCCUUUCAAAACGAAGUAAACAAAGUAUUUUACUCUUCAGAAUUUCUACAUAAUGCUGACAAUGUCUAUGGUGGAUGCAGACAACAUAAGUUCACUCAUUCAGUAUUUUGUCAAAGUCCUAUGUACACUGUGGAGUUAAAUGGGCUUUUAUUGUUGUCAUUAUUUUUAUUAUUAUUAUUAUUAUGUUAUGUUUACCAUGUGCAUCUGUUCAUAUUUACUGAUUACUUACUGAGGUGUUCAUGUUUCCCUAUUGUGAUUGUAUAUGAUUGUAUUUGGUUUUGUGAUGACAUUGUCUGUAUAUUGCAAGCCCAACAGUAUAUUAUAACAAGGUUACUGCUAGUUACUGCUGGUAGACUUGCAGACAUGUCAUUUCCACUGUUAAACAGCAGGCUGUAUACACCCCAUUGCCCUGGGACAUGAAAAAACAACAACAUCCAUGUCCUAAUUGGAACUCUGUGACAAUACAAAAUGAACAGUAAACAUGGGUUGGGUUGAGGCAGAAUGACAAAAAAAAAAGCAGCAGUUUAGCCGUUGUUAUUUGUACUUUUGUUUAAAUGUAGGUACUGGUACCUGUAUUGUUUCACUAUCAUUUUUCAGAUGUUUGCUUUAAAGUGGUAUUCACAGCUCAGAUAGCAUCUUUAAGACAAUUGUGUGCUGAAUUUUUCUUUUUGUAAAAAUGUGCUUUGUAUAAAUCUAUAUAUUCGCUUUUUCUGGUACAAAAUUGUGAUAAACUUUCAUAAUGGAAGUAAAAUGUGGGAGCAAAGGCGAGGAAAAGAAAAAUGCUGUUUGUGUCAUUACUGUAUGUUCCUGGUCUGUAAUAUCAUGAUGCCUUCUCGAUAUAUAUUUUGUAGCUUUCUAGAUACUUUGUAUGUAUGCAAUAUUGAAGUAAAAUAAAUCCGGGGAUGUUGCAUUUUUGUAGGUU